UUCAUCACACUGUGUAUGUGUGUUACAGUUCUCUCAGAUUUGGGAAGAUGGCUGAUUUGGAGGCAGACGGGGACAGAUCAGAGUCUCCAGUGUCCAGCUGUCAGCUGUCUUUGAAGAGUGACCGGUCCAUGUAUGAACCUCUAAACUUCAGUAAUGAACCUGGACCCUCAGACACAAAACAGAGAGCAGAGUCUCCAGUAUCCAGCUGUCAGCUGUCUAUGAAGAGUGACCGGUCCAGAGAUUUUCCUCCAGUCUUCAGUAAUGAACCUGGACCCUCAGACACAAAACAGAGAGCAGAGUCUCCAGUAUCCAGCUGUCUGUCUAUGAAGAGUGACCGGUCCAGAGAUUUUCCUCCAGUCUUCAGUGAUGAACCUGGACCCUCAGACACAAAAGAGAAGAAGAGGAGUCAUGUUUCUGUGGAGGAGCAGCCGUCCUGCUGUAGUUUGUGUCAGGACGUCCUGAAGGAUCCAGUCUCUACCAGCUGUGGACACUGGUUCUGCAGACAGUGCAUCAGCUCAUACUGGGACCAGUCUGCUUCAUCAGGAGACUCCUCCUGUCCCCAGUGUGGAGAAAGAUCCAGAACAAGAGCUGGACUGCAGACAGCCAGUCAGACCAGCACUGUACAAACAGACAGUGGUCUGCAGGAGGUUUUAGAUGAACAUAAGAUCAGUGUGAGGAGGAGAUGUGAACGUGUGACUGAAGGAAGUGAUGAAACAGGAAGUGAAACCCUCCUCAACAGGAUCUACACUGAGCUCUACAUCACAGAGGGACAGAGUGAAGAGGUUAAUACCCAACAUGAGGUGAAGCAGCUUGAGAGAGCUUCUAAGAUGAAGACCCUCCAUGAAACUCCAAUCAAGUGUCAGCACAUCUUUAAAGCCUUACCUGACCAACAGAAACACAUCAGAGUGGUUCUGACCAACGGCGUCGCUGGUGUUGGAAAAACCUUCACAGUGCAGAAGUUCACUCUGGACUGGGCCGAGGGUUUGGAAAACCAAGAUGUCAGUCUGGUGAUUCUGCUUUCGUUCAGGGAGCUGAACUUGAUCAGAGAUGAGAAGUUCAGUCUUCUCACUCUGCUCCGUGUUUUCCAUCCAACAUUACAGAAGGUCACAGCAGAGGAGCUCGCUGUCUGUAAAGUUCUGUUCAUCUUUGACGGCCUGGAUGAAAGCAGACUGGCUCUGGAUUUCCACAACAAUGAGGUUGUGACUGAUGUCACACAGAAGUCAUCAGUCAACGUGCUGUUGACAAACCUCAUCAAGGGGAAGCUGCUUCCCUCGGCUCUGGUCUGGAUAACUUCCCGACCUGCAGCAGCCAAUCAGAUCCCUCCUGCAUGUGUUGACAGGGUAACAGAAGUACGAGGCUUCACUGACGCCCAGAAGGAGGAGUACUUCAGGAGGAGAGUCAGUGAUGAAGAGCGGUCCAGCAGAAUCAUCUCACACAUGAAGACAUCCAGGAGCCUCCACAUCAUGUGUCUAAUCCCAGUCUUCUGCUGGAUCACUGCUACAGUUCUGGAUCACAUGUUGACUACAGAGCAGAGAGGAGAGCUGCCCAAGACCCUGACUGACCUGUACUCACACUUCCUGCUGGUUCAGACAAAGAGGAAGAAGCACAAGUAUGAUGAGGGACAUGAGACCAGUCCACAGGAGCUGACGGAGGCUGACAGGGACGUUCUUCUGAAGCUGGGGAGGCUGGCGUUUGAACAUCUGGAGAAAGGAAACAUCAUGUUCUACCAAGAAGACCUGGAGCGCUGUGGUCUUGAUGUCACAGAGGCCUCGGUGUACUCAGGAGUUUGUACAGAGAUCUUCAAAAGAGAGUCUGUGAUCUUCCAGAAAACAGUCUACUGCUUCGUUCAUCUGAGCGUUCAGGAGUUUCUGGCUGCAGUCUACCUGUUCCACUGUUUCACCAACAGGAACACAAAGGUACUGGAGGACUUCCUGGGGACAGACCAGGAUAAUUACAGAUCCCUGGAUGUCUUCUUACAGAGAGCCAUGGAGAAAUCCCUCCAAAGUAAAAAUGGUCACCUGGAUCUGUUUGUCCGCUUCCUUCAUGGCCUCUCUCUGGAGUCCAACCAGAGACUGUUAGGAGGCCUUUUGGGUCGGACAGACAACAGUCCAGAAAUCAUCCAGAGAGCCAUCAACAACCUGAAGGAGAUGAACACGUACGAUAUCUCUCCUGACAGAAGCAUCAACAUCUUCCACUGUCUGCUGGAGAUGAACGACCUCUCAAUACAUCAGGAGAUCCAAGAGUUCCUGAAGUCAGAGAACAGAUCAGAGAAGAAACUCUCAGAGAUCCACUGCUCAGCUCUGGCCUACAUGCUGCAGAUGUCAGAGGAGGUUCUGGAUGAGUUUGACGUGCAUAAAUACAAGACGACACGGGAGGGACGACGGAGACUGAUUCCAGCUGUGAGGAACUGCAGAAAGGCUCGAUUUACUGUAUGUGGACUCUCAGAGACUCACUGUGAAGUCGUGGCCUCAGCUCUGAAGUCCAACCCCUCCCAUCUGAGAGAGCUGGACCUGAGUGUCAUCAACAACCUGCAGGACUCAGCAGUGAAGCAGCUGUGUGCUGGACUGGAGAGUCCAAACUGUAGACUGGAGACUCUGAGACUGAGUCGGUGCGGUUUGUCAGAGAUCAGCUGUGUUUCACUGGCCUCAGCCCUGAAGUCCAACCCCUCCCAUCUGAGAGAGCUGGACCUGAGCUACAACAAGCUGCAGGAUUCAGGAGUGAAGCAGCUGUGUGAUUUUCUGGAGAGUCCACACUGUAGACUGGAGACUGUGAGACUGAGUCGCUGCAGUUUGUCAGAGAUCAGCUGUGUUUCACUGGCCUCAGCCCUGAAGUCCAACCCCUCCCAUCUGAGAGAGCUGGACCUGAGUGACAACAAGCUGCAGGAUUCAGAUGUGAAGCUGCUGUUUGAUCUGAAGGAGAGUCCACACUGUAAACUGGAGACUCUGGAAUGGAGGCCAUGAGAGGAUCAGCUGUGUCCUGAUGAUCCAGAGGGAGACUCUGACUGGACCAUGUUACUGGGAGGUAGAGUGGAGAGGAGAGCUUCAUCCAGUAGUGACUGACAGGAAUCACAGGUGGAGAUGACUCUCAGUGCUGCAGCCUGAACUGCUCUGAGAUCAGCUCCACUGUCAGACACAAUGCGAAGUCCACCAUCAUCCCUGUGUGUUCCUCUGGAUCUGACAGUAUCAUCAUCAGUGUAUCAAUGACUGCUCUGUCCUUCUCCACUGAAACUCCUCCACUCCUCCUGCUCUGCACUCAACCACCUCCUCCACCCUUCACCUGGACGUCACCUGAAUCUGACUGCAGAUUUUUACUCUUCAUGACGACAGGGGUCAGACUGGGAACAAAAUUCGGCCCUGGCAUUUUUUAUCUGGAUGUUCCACCUUUUGCAGUUUUCUCCUUUAACAAUUUCAUUUAUAUUUUAGACUCAGCUCUGCUCUUUCUGUCUUUAUUUCAUUUGUUUCUUUCUGCUUCACUUCUGACAUCACAUGGACAGAACCACUUGAAAGGGGUGGGGGGAGAUGACAACAGUCCGUACCACUGCACCUGCCUUUCAGAAUAGGUAGUGUGCUUUUGAGUUGUGUAACCUCUGAUCAGAUGAGCUGUUCCAACAUCAAGUCAGCCAAAACCAGCAGGUCCAUUUUUUUCCCUACAAUGUUUUUCCCCACUUUGCUGGUGGUCCAGUUCAUUUGGCGUUUGCCAGAAUUGCCAGAUUACCAGUCCGAGCCUGUCUCCACCCUGUUAGUCUGGCUCUCUGGAUGUGGACUGUGGCUAUCAGCCUGCCACGGGGCCGCUGAUUACAGCCGUCAUUCUCCCUUCCUUUAAUUAUCUGCGUGUUAGUGUUUCCAAAUCCCCUUCACUACAGGAAACAACAACCUGCGAGCUAACAACUUACACACUGAAGAUGGCGAGUUGUGUCAAAGAUUUGGAUCAGCGAUUUGGAAGGCGUGUCUGCUUUGUUGUUUCAGGGAAUUGUUUUAAAAAUCUGCAACAAAUCAAACAACUUGUGAACGCACCUCAGAAAAGCCCCGACUCCGUCUUGCAGGACUAUCAUCAUAGGCGGCACUGGGGGGAGCUUGGAGGUACUUCAGCUCCCCCAAAGAAGCCCAUACGAAAAUGCUCAAACAAAAUUUAUUUUUUUCACUGUCACUGAAUAAAAUUGCUUUUGUUCAAUUGUGUGACAUUAUCUGGUAAGUGUAUCUAGGUUAGUGUGGGCUCUUUCAGGGCCAAGGACAGUGUCUGUGACCAGCCACACUGUGUGGUCCCUCUAAUUCCACAGUGUGCACAAUUUUUUGUUGAUUUGGACUCUGCAUGCAUAUAUUGGUAGGCUAUAUCCACAACUCCUUAGCACCUCCAAUUAAUAGUCAAGCUCCCCCCCAGCACCUCCAGUAAAAAUCGACAUUGCCGCCACCACUGACUAUCAUGCCUGAUGUCAAUCUGUUUUCUGACUCGGCCAGUCAGAGUUGAUAUGUCACAUCUUGUAACUCUGGUAGCAGCAUGCUCCAGUCAUCUGUGGUUUUAACCGCUGAGCUCCUCCAGAGCUGAAUAUCAUCAGGCUUCACCUCCACAGCUCUUAUUCUUAUUCUUGUCUUUAUUCUCUGGAUGUAUAUAUUGUAGUAACCGUUAUAGCACAAUACAUAUUUUAUAUUUCUGAAUGUAACAGUAGUUUAUACAGUGUAAUGUAGCACAGUGCACAUAUCUGUAUAUUUUUACACACUUACAGACUCAGCACACUGAAGAUAUUUUAUUCUUACUAUCUUAAGUACUAGUGUUAAACAUUGUUAUUUCUAUUCUAUUGAAUUGUAUUACUUUACAUUCAAAUACUUCUAUUUCAUACUCCUAUUUUACUUAUAAUUCUUUAGUCUUUACAUCACGAGUGGCUGUAACGAAUCACAAUUUCUCCUCGGGGAUCAAUAAAGUAUUUCUGAUUCUGAAAGUUGAAUCACACAGUGACAUACGACCGUUAAUAAGGAUCGGAGGCCCCACGUUAUGAUAUGAUCAAGAUAUAAUAUUAUUGCCAUUUUAAAUGUUUUGCGAUAUGCUGAGUAUUAUGAUAAGAUAUACUUAUAUACUUAUACUUACAUAUACUUAUACUUAUAUACUAUACUUAUAUAUAAAUAUAGUGGAGUAAAAAGUCCAAUAUUUCCCUCUGAGAUGUAGUGGCGUAAAAAGUGGCCUAUAAAGUAUCAGAAAAUGGAAAUACUCAAGUAAAGUAGGCGAGAAGUAGUGAUGACCAAAUGAAGCCUCAUGAAUCUUUGUCUUUAUCUUCUGAGCCCACUAGAUGGCGCUCUCUGUUCAACAAAGGGUUACAGGCACACUGGACUGUCUGUCCUUGAGCUGUUUUCUUUAAACCAAGAGCACCAUCUAGUGGGCUCAGAAAAUAAAUCAUUACAUUUCAAAAACUCAGGUUUUUGAUGAGCUUUACUUUAAUAUUUAAAUCUAACAGUGCUUUGUUCCCUCAUCUUGAGUCAUCUGAUCAUUUGAGUCUGAUUUUGAAUGUUUGUAUGGAGUUGAUCAAUAUUUAAUAAAGCAGAUAUUUCCAUGA
Epinephelus moara (kelp grouper) is the source of this 5542-nucleotide messenger RNA. Its product is annotated as NLR family CARD domain-containing protein 3-like. The record is from RefSeq and is a predicted model, not a curated record. The transcript has 9 exons. Bases 48 to 2960 code for a protein of 970 amino acids. Gene Ontology annotation, molecular function: protein binding. NCBI's taxonomy places the organism in Eukaryota, Metazoa, Chordata, Actinopteri, Perciformes, Serranidae.